Molecule: messenger RNA, 2001 nt
Organism: Fonsecaea nubica
Lineage: Eukaryota; Fungi; Ascomycota; Eurotiomycetes; Chaetothyriales; Herpotrichiellaceae
Exons: 7
Coding region: 1-2001 (666 amino acids)
Biological process (GO): DNA-templated transcription
Molecular function (GO): DNA binding; zinc ion binding
Source: RefSeq, a predicted model, not a curated record
AUGGCAACCAUCCGACUUGUGGACGCUGCGCUGGCUAUGGAUAUGCCUGUCGCUGGAAUGAGGCUCUCUAUAGAGACUGACGGCCGAAAAGUAAGAGAUGCAAUUGCCAUAUACGAAAGCUUGAUUGCGUACCUGCGCAAAAACCUGUCUCGGGAUGAGUGCAAGGUGGUCGACUUGCGACUUGCAUCAAUUCAGCUUCCCGACUACUUGGCAAAGCAGACUGGAAACGAUGCCACAAGUGUCCCACCGUCGCCAGAGCAGGAUGUGGCUGGUGAUUGCCACCCCACGGCCUUCCGACGGUACUUGGGUGAGGCCAGUGACAUUCGCUUUUUCCAUGCUAUGGAAUCGGCCCUUUGCCAGCAAACCGAAUUUGUCCAGCAAGAAGAUAAUUCCGAGGUGCGAGUCGAGAGCUAUGAACAAGAAGGCCCUCGCCAGCAGCCUUUGGAGCAGAACCAGGGCUCCUUGCCGCCUCGGGCCAUUGCGGACAGUUUCGUCGACAUAUACUUCUCUACUAUCCAUAUUGCUUAUCCCUUCAUCUCGCAACCAGACUUCAGGCGAACGUACGAAUCUUUCUGGCAAUCAGACUCACUGGAGGGGUUCCGGGGCCCCUGGCUAUCUUUGCUGUUGACCAUCUUCGCCAUCGGUUCCUGUUACACGGGGAUCGCCGAAGCCGAAGGUGGAACUUCCAAUCCGCAGACGUCUUGUCAGCAUCAACGUCAUUUCGACCACGCGAUAGCUAUUGCGCAAAACUAUAGCUCGCACCACACGGUCGACCAUACCGACCGAUGUUGGACAACACUGGGUUCGGCUGUCCGAAUUGCCCAAAGCAUCGGUCUCCACGUUGAAGAUGCUCAUCGCACGGGUGGUGGAAAUGACCCGGCGCCACAAGAAAUGUGUCGUCGAGUUUGGUACUCCAUAUUUGUGCUGGAUCGUCUCCUGGCGUUGCAAUUGGGGCGUCCACCAGCUAUCAGCGAGGAAGGCUUCAAUGUUCAACUUCCAUCUCAACAGUCGGACGUCGACUUAGCCAGCCCAAGUAGUCAGCAUGGCAUGCACGGGACAGACUGGGUGGGAGACUACUUUAUUGAAAUGAUCAAGUUCUCGGAAAUAAUUGGAAGAGUAUUCGAGAGUCUGUACGGACCAAGAAGAGCCGAGGACCCGGCUUUGAUCCUAUCACACAUCGAUCGUUUAGAUGACGAAUUGUCUCAAUGGCGAUCCAACUUGCGGCGAAAUUUGAGAUUCGAUCUGUCUCAUACAUUUGAAAAGUCGAUCAUUUACAAAAGACAGCGAAAUAUGCUUGCUGUAAAAUUCUACAACCUUCAAGCGCUGAUUCACCGGCCCCUAUUAUCGCCCGCCAAAUUACUGGGAACGGUUCCCAACCCUGUGGUAUUUUAUCAAGCAGAAGGCGGCCGCAUCUCAAUGUCUCAAAGAAAGUGCAUCGUUGCUGCGCAACACACUGCAAAACUACUCCACAAUCUCGACGACAAGAAGAGCCUCGUUUAUGGCUUUCCCUGGUGGCAAAUGAUAUCAUGUCUCAUUUGUGCCAGUUCAAUCCUUCUUGUUGCAAGCAUUUGCGUGAAUCUGGAUUCAGACAAAGAGGUCUUCAGAGACAUAGACUGGGCAGCGGUGGACGAAGAUGCCGAAGUUUGCCUCAAGGUCUGUCAAGCUCUCAGCUCUAACUCAAAUGCAGCAAGGCUGGCGAGCGACAUGAUGCAAAGGCUCAAGAAAACAAGGACGAUCUCCAAAGGGGGGACGAUGAAAUGUGUUGCAUUCGGGGCUGUCCCUACAGCAGAGAAUGGGACCGAUAAUAUAUCAGAUACACUACCAUCCGACGAUCUCUUCCAGGCCACAAUGCCGUCACAGCUUGACUCUAUGGGACUAAAUCAAGAGUCUUUCAACCUCAUGUUCCAGACCAUGCCCUACGAGGUCUCAGAGCCGGUAAUGUGGUCGGCACAAUUUGUGAAUGCAGCGUACAACCCCUUCCUACAGCCUUCGGAGACUUAG